CACGAGGAAGAGAGUAGUAGAAUAAAGAGGAGGGGAGUUUAUUUAGCACAGGAAAGAGAUCAGAACCAAACCUUACCGAAGAUUCUGGGCCCGGAACAAGCUGUUGUUGGGAUUCCAAGAUGUCCUUUACUGGCCAUCAAGAAGACUGCAGCGGUGUAGCUGGUUAAUCUGGAGCCCAAAAAAGGGUUGUGGUGUUCUUUGUUGAAUGUAAACAUUUCCAUACAUAACAACAAUACUGUUGUCACAAGCUGGCUUGCCCAUAAAUUCAUCAAACUUUCAUAAAGCUGCUGACCCCCAUGUCUCAGUCCAUGAAUACUCCCUCUUUGAAUGAUAGUGUAACUAAGGGGCAAUAUGGACUUCCUACUAGACAGACAGAUGAGGGUAUAUGUAGGACACUGCCUAAUGUUGUACCUGGAUCCAGCUUAAACCUCAUUGGAGCUUCUGGUAAUCCCAGCAGUUUUGGGACUAGAGAAAUAAUCCCAAAUGUGGGACCAUUUGCUGGUGGAUUUAGUUUACCAGUGAGAAACUGGCCUGAACCAAGUCAAACCACUUCGAACAUCAAUUUACAUUCUACCUUUAACAUCUGCGCCAGAGAGCAAAUUAUGUAUCAACCUGUUGGCCAGGGUGCUCUGUUUGGCAGCACACAAAGAGGUGUAUCACUCUCAGCCACAACAGAGACAAGCUACUUGGCCUCAUCAGCUACUCAAGGUCAUCUACAACCCAGUGGUGAUUGUGGUGGAAGUAGCUCUUAUAACUACUCUAAAUCUAUUGCAGUUCAACCAACUGGCCAAACUCUAUCCCAUGCACCUGUGUGCACACCUGCAAUUGCUGAAAAGAUUUUAUUGAGUUAUGGGCUUCAAAAAGAGGAUUUGUAUGAACUCAUAAACUGUCCAGAUGAAGAAACUACGGCUGAGAACCUACCCUACACUUUGCAGAAGAUUCGUAUGAAGAACGCCAAUAGGGCUUCAUCUGCAGUCACAUCAGCAUCUGCAUCUCAACCAACUACAGAUAGACUAAACAGAUUGGAUAGUUAUGGACAGCCAAAAACAAUUCAUAAUGAAAUGCCAUCAGACAGUUCAAAGACAGUUGAAAUUACUCAGUAUGGACAUACUGGAGAAUGUUCUCCACAUGUUGAGGAUAAGACUUUUGAUAUUUUCAGUAAGGCUCAGGCAUGUGGCAAUAAUUCGCUGGUGGACAACUUCAAGACUAACAGCCAAAAUAAAGAAGGGCCAGAAAAAAAUUCAGAGUUAAAACCCACUGGUUUGAUUACAUCAAAUGAACAUGUAACAUCUGUUAUUAGCUUGAGCUCAGCAAAGAAUGUGGUAGCUCCAGCCCAACUGGUAAAUACUCAAUCAAACCAGACCUUGCAAUCAACCUGCCCAGCUUUGGCUGUACAAAAGAAAAACUGGGACAUUUCAAAACCAGAGUCUGACGUUUUUGGAUUUCCACCUGCAAAAGCAUCAAUAUCCCACAUUAAAACAAAGACACACACGGAAAGCACAGAUGCAAAAGCUCAAAGUAAAACUCAAGACCAAGAUUCAAAGACCUUAGAUAUAACACCACAGCAAACUCCACAGAAUCCUGUGCCAAAGCAAACCCCUCUGCAGAUGACACAACCUCAGAAGACCACUGCUUUGGAAUCACUUUCCCCUUACUCUUGCACCCCUACAGUCACAGAUGUUUCUCAUUCCAUUCAACCUUCUGGUAUCAGUCCUGUUUAUCCAAACAUCCCAAGCUUGGAUCUGGUAAAGACCACUGAUGGGCAAGGAUCUAAGCAACAGUCUGCGGCAAAACCCGCCACCUUCAAGGGUCUCCCAUCACUAGCUAAAAUGCAUGAUUAUACUGCAACUAAACCGAAGACGUUUCCACAUACCUGUUCUUUAUGUAGAACAAACUGCUCUCAUAUAAAGGAUUGGAUUGGUCAUCAGCAAACCAUCCUGCACCUCGGGAACUGCAAACUUCUACGGGAUCAAUACCCAGAGUGGGAUGGCAAAGUAACACCACAGCAAUGUAAUGUCAUUAGAAAAUCCAGGAUUUCACCUUCAGCUUCUGCCCAGACUUCCCAGGGUCAUCAAAAGAGAACCAGUGAUGGGAGUCAUUGCCAUUCUCGGUCUCGCAGCCCUCGACGAUGCCACACCUCAAGAAAAAGAAGGGAGUCUACCAGCAGUAGUUCAUCCUCUGAAAGCCCUCACCGACGACGCAGUUCUAGGCGUAGAAAGGCUUCUACCAGCAGUAGCUCUCGUUCUUGCAGCCCUCGCCGACGACGCAGCUCUAGGCGUAGAAGGGCCUCCUCCAGUAGUAGCUCGCGUUCUCGGAGCCCUCGCCGGCGAUGCAGUUCUGGUCGUAGAAGGGCCUCCUCCAGCAGUAGCUCUCGCUCUCGGAGCCCUCGAAGGCGACGCAGUUCUGGGCAUGGAAGAGGCUCCUCCAGCAGUAGCUCUUCCAGCCCUCGCCGAUGCCACAGUUCGAGGCAUAGAAUGGGCUCCUCCAGCAGUACCUCUCGCUCUCAUAACACUCGCAACACCCACAGCUCUGAAGAUCAAAGGGAAAAACGAAAAAACAGGACACAAUCACUGUACAUCCCCAGGAGAAUUUGCAGGUCUCGUUCUAGAUCUUACUCUCCGAAGACCAGCUGCCACAUUUCUGGGAGACGGAUUUUACAAAAAGAAAGUCAUAAGAAACCUGGCUCACCAACAAGGAGCUCUAAGCCACAGUCGCUUACUAGAAUAAAUGAUAAAAAAUCAUCCCCAAGAAAGGGUGGUGAACCAAGACGAUCACCUAAGAAGGGUGCUGAGCUAAGACCAACGCCACAUACAAGCAAAGAGCGACCAAGGUUGGAGGGGAGUGAUGAUAAACAACGGUCAAGGAGUCCCAAGAGACCGUUGUCUCCCAAAAGUGAUGAGACAAAAGAGUCCAGAGGAAGGAGUCGUGAGCGACGAUGUUUGCCAAACAAGAGCAUUAAGCAAGACUUACCAAAAGCAUCUAGUAAGAAACGACAGUCACCAGGGAAGGGUGGUGCGCCGCAGUCAUCGGUACAUGAUGACCGACCACAUUCACUGCAGAAGAGUUGUAAGACACAGUCAUUACAAAAAAUAAAUGAUGGGGAACAGACCUCAUCAAAAAAGUCUGAGAAGCUCUCUUCAGUAAAUGGAAGCCGUAAGAGACAGCUAUCACUAGAAGAAUCAUCUUCUCAAAAAAAGAAGUCAUGCACUGAAGACAUUCUAAAAGACCAAGCUCUGAAUUCAGUGCCAGAGCAGCUGAACAACACCAGUUUGAUUGAGCCUUUAGUUGAUGCUACAGUGGUAGAGCAAGCCAAAAUACGGGCACCUUCACCAGUACAAUCAUCAUUUACCUCACCGGCCAAUAAGAAAGAGGCUUCCACAUCAUCAAGAGGAAGCAGCCCAACCUCUGCUUCUUCAUUGCCUUCUUCCAAACCAGUAAAGUCAAAGUUGCAUACGAAGUGGGAUCAGAUUCAUCCUAAUGUUCCAAGGACCGAAGCAAGUCUACAAACAACUGUUCCCAAGCCUCAGUUUUCUUAUUUGGGUAAACCAUCCCCUCCAACCAUGUUGAGACUCAAGGGGAAUUUUGAUUCUCUCUCUCACGGUGAUGUGAUUGCCUCCAUGGAGUGUUUUGGAAAAACCAAAUCUCUCUUACUGUUUAAGUCUAAGCAAGAGGCGACUGUUUGUUUUGAAAAGGAGGAAGAUGCAGCCAAACUUAAAAGCACAGAAAACUUUGAGAUAAAAGGAGUACCCAUCACCUUUGUCACUAAACAGGACAGUGUUUCCGGGUCUCCUCCCUCUACGGCUUCAGCGGAUCAGAAGAAUCCCUCCCCAGAAAAGCCUAUUGUGUCCUGUCAGCCUGUUUCCGGUGGAAACUUGGUUCACCUACCAAGUAAAACUCUUUUAUCAUUACAAUCAAAAUCCAAAAGGGUCGCAGCAGUGAAGCUUUUGAAAAAGACAAAGGUCCUAGUUUCCAAAGAAAGGAGUGUUUCCAAGAAGCAGGGAGUCCAAACUUUAAAAGCGGUCAUUUUGGCUAAAACACAGUCUUUGAGGUCAGUUAAAGGAAAAAAAGAUGCUUUAAAGCCAGAAAAGAUACCUAAAUCUAAAAAAAACUCUGGACAAAAAUCAAACGGAAAGCUCAAAGCUAAUGGGGAGGAUUCUGGGAAUGUACAGAAGAAAACUGGCAAGCCAUCAAACGGGGCAGCUGGUGAAAAACAUCCAGGCAAGGAAAGCGUUACUAAAGCAGAAACUGCAACAAAACAUAGGCUGGAAGAAAAUAACGAAUCUUCUGCGAGCAAGGCAAAAAAACAAUCCGUUACAAACAUUCUGCAAAUUGACCCCAUUGAAGAAGAUCCACCCAGAAUGGAGAAAAUAGAAGACGUUGCAGCAAAGUCUGUAAAUACAUCAGAUCCGCAAACUCUCAAGGCUGAAAUCUCAAAAUCAAACAUUAAAGAAUUGGCAGCUGAGCCUAAAAACCCUGUAGUAGUCCUUGCAAGAAUAAGGGAGAUAACCAAGCAGGGCCAUGUUGGCAAAGUUUCUGAGAUGAAAAAUUUAAAAGAGGCAGAGUUGUUAGAGCUGGAAAAAACUGGAGGAGCAGGGUCAAUGGAAGUAGAUCCUGUUGUGAAAAAGGAACUGAAGUUAUCCACCGAUGAGGCUUCACCACCUAAACUUAAAGACGCCCAACCGCCAAUUGAUAAAGUUGAGACCAUAGCGGUUAAACCAUCACCUGCUCCACCUCUAAGACAAGAGAAGAUCACCAAAAGCCCAGAGACGUCUGCCAAAGCUUUGGUCCAAACGACGGCUGUGUCAAAGCCAGACUCCACCGCACAGAAUCUGAUUUCAUUACAGACAGGAGGAAGCUCUGCUGAAACACCUGCUGUGACCAUGGCAACAGUCCAAAGGGAGGAGACAAAAGCAACGCAAAUCGAUACUUUUGCCACUGCAAAGACUCAGACGACGCCCCCACAGGCGAGCGUUCCAACCUUAUCACCAAAAGAGGCUAAAAAUAGUGUAGCCAUUAAAACCAGCCUUGCUAAGAGCAAGAUGAAGUCAACUGUUCCUACGUGUCCAGCUGAUACGUCAAUCACCGCCGGCGAACAGAUUGUGCCUGUCCUGAAUCGACUAAAAUUGAACAGCCAAGAGUUUGUUCUGGCAGAAAGCAUCCUGCCGGCUGGGCCUUUAACAGUUGACUCAACGCUGCUGUUGAUAACCAACCUGCCGAUGUACAACAGCUGUCGCUACACAGAGGAGGAAGUUGUGACGCUGCUUUGUAAAUUUGGCUUUCAGUACGCGCAUGAUAACAUCUACAUCUUUCCUCAGGGCCGCAUGGCUUUUGUGCUGAUGCCCAAUGAGCGGUCAGUCAUUGAACUCAUUUCGGCGUCAGCGCACAACCAUCUAAUCUUCAAAAAACAUAAACUUUGUUUGUUCAUCGUGAAGAAAAACAUUUUCAUGACACCGCUCGGCUUUUAUAAAUCAAUCAUGGCGCUAAUGUCCUUCAAAGUCGAGGCACCAAACACCAUCUACAUCCAGAACAUCUCCCCAAGUGACACCAUCGACGUCAGAGAGGCUUUGGGGAGGAUUAAAUCUGUCAGAAACUUCCUGACUCUGCUCAACAAGGUUUUCAUUGAAUUCGACUCCAUUUAUGACGCUGAUCGACUGGGAAUUUGGUACAGCCUCAUGAAAGUAGGGUUUACUCACGUGGUGGAGAGGCUGAGGCUGCCGAGAAGCAACAGGAAAUCACAGCCACCAAAGCUGCCACUGAAUGCUCUGCCCGAUGAAGACGAGAUCAUUGCCGGGGCGGAAAUGCCAGACGCAAAAUAUGGCAUCCCCCAAGGCACCAAUCCACCCUUUUGGGUAACUAUGACAACGAUUCCCUACGUUUUCCCUACUGCCUCCCCUUGGUUCAACAUCCCAGAUUUUCUGACGAUCCGUGGAAAGAAAGCCCUUACGACAACACCUCAUCCAGGCUCUGCACACUGCACCAUAAUGUUGACGGGUUUACCAGAAGGAAACUACAAGCAUGAAGACAUAGUGGAGGUGGUGGGAUGUUAUUUCCCUGAACAGAACCUUAGGACUCUCUACUACAACAUCUUGGUCCUUCCACUGCAGAGGAGGGCCUUUGUGUUUUUCUGCGACCGGAAGGCUUGCUGCAGUUUUGUCCUGGAUCAUAUCAAAAAGCCAGUUUCUAUUAGAGACUGCGUCCUUACGGUCCACUUUGUCCUACAGGACAUUCGUCCUAGUCCCAGUGAGGAAAUCAUGUACAGAGCGAUGAUGAAAUGGAGCAAUGCUCAUGUUCCAGAGCUUGAUUUCCUGGAGAACCGGCUGCUGUGUGUGGAAAUCUUUGAGUUUAAUGUGGACCUUGUUAAGAACCUAAUGAAGGAAGUGGCUUCCAUCGCCAGCUUCGUCAACUUCCUGCCACUUUCUAACAGGAUUUGCAUUGAGAUGCUGGAAUCCAGCGGUGUCAAGAAGGUACUUGAGGAAAUUGCCUUCAUGGAGGAUUUGUCAAAACACAGGAUCUGGAGCAAAGUUGGGCGUGUUGAGUCUUUGAAGAGUCUCAAAAAGCGCAUUGAAGACUCUGAGAAGAUCCCGUUAAACGUUGAAGGAAGCUCCUCAGCAGGUGGAGCUGAGUCUCCGGUCGUCCAAUCAGCAGCCCUGCCUCCUCCUUCUGAGACGUCUCAUAAUGUUGCUCAAUCAGAAUCUGCUGAGGCGUCUUCAUCCACUGAGGCAACAGUUUCUAAAUCUGAUGAAAAUCAUGUAGAAAGAGGUGUUGAUGCUCCCAGUGAUUCUGGACUUGAGGAAAAAUCAGGUGAAAGAUUUACCGAUUUAACUGAAGGUUCUAAAACUGAGAGAAGAGCUGCAGAUUGGUCACUGAAAGGAGAGGACAUCAACACUUUGAAAUGUAAAGCAACACCUGCAGGAAAUGUUGCUGACCUUAAUGACAUUUCUAAACCAGAGGAAAGACCCGAAGAGCAACUUGAGAAGGAGCCAAACCUCGGUGUUUCUGCUGGGCCUGUCAAAGUUUCUGAAACGAAGGAGGAGUUUGUGCAAAGAGCUCCACAUCCUCCCAGCCUUCCACAACAGGAGGAUGUGCCCAAAGAAAGAGCUGCUGAAGCUCCCAAUGUUUCUAAAAGUUCAGAAAAGGCCACUCCUCCUGAAACUCUGCCUAAAUCAGAGAAGACAGCUGAAGAUAAGCUCAGCCCAGAAACGCUUUCAGCCGCCAAUCAGCCCUGCAAGAAAGACUCCUCUACAGCAGCAGCUGUGUGUAACGUUUCCGCUGUUUUGGCUGAACCAUCGGCAGCAGUUGUCAAAACCCAGCCGAAAGCCACAGCCCCAGCCAAUCAGAAGCCAGCAGCUGCAGAUCCCUGCCUGACUGUGGGAGAGAAGCUAGAAACCCUGCUGAAUCCAGAUCAAAUCCUCUGUCUUGAAAAAUCUGUCAUCAUGUCAAAAAAAUUUUAUUCUAACUACACAAGACUAUUAUUAAUAAGCAACCUGCCAAAGUAUUACGAUGGCUGCUACUCUGAAAGUGACGUUGCAGAUCUGUUCAAGAAGUUUGGAUUCCAGUACGAACAAAAAAACAUCUACGUGAUUCCUCAGGCGUGCAUGGCAUUUGUGCUGAUGCCCAAUUUCCGAUGCGCACAAAAUGUUUUCACGUCUUCCCAGAGUGGUUCCUUCACUCUAAGUGGAUCCAAACUCUGUGUCCAGAUUGUCACCAGCAAGAUUUUUAUGGAACCGUUGGAAUUCUACAAGUCUCUGAUGGAACUGGUCGGUUUUCCGGUCAAAGAUGAUGGGACCAGUACGAUCUACAUCCAGAACAUCUCGCUGAGUGAGACCUUGAAGCUCAGAGAAACUCUGAGAAAAAUGGAUUCUGUUAAAAACAUCCUCCCUCUGCUCAACAAGGUGUUUGUAGAGUUUGAGUCGGCCCGUGAUGCUGAUCGAAUCGGAGUUUGGUACAGCCUCCUGAAACGCUGCCCUGCACAUAAAGUCCAGAGGAUGAAACUGCCCCGGGGAAGCUGCAAGUCUCAACCACCACGGCUGGCACUGAAGGCUCUGCCAGACAGCGUGGAUAUGGUAACCGGAGCAGUCGUCCCGGUAACAAGCUUUGGCGUUCCACCGGGCAGCAUAGCACCAUUUUCAGUCACCUUGAUGACUGAUCCCUUCAUCUUCCCGACCACGUCUCCCUGGUUUAUCAUCCCAAAUUUUAGUACAAUCAAGACUAAGAGAGACAUGUGGACACCUGCCUCUAAGGCCAACAAGUCCUCCACCAUCAUGUUGACAUGUUUACCUGAAGGAAACUACAAACACGAAGACAUUGCCAAGCUGGUGUGGAGCUAUUUCCCCAAACAGAACCUUCAGACUCUGCUCUACAACAUUGUGGUUCUACCUCUGCAGAGGAGGGCUUUUGUGCAUUUCAAUGACUGGAAUUCUUGCUGCAGUUUUGUGGAAAAUUUCCUCAAAUGUCCUGCUUCCAUCAAAGACCAGCAGCUGUACGUCCACCAAGUCUUACAGGAAAUGCCUGUUGGACUCAGCGAGGAGAUAAUGUACAGGAACAUGAUGAAAUGGAGCAAUUCUCAUGUUCCAGAGCUGGAGUCCCUGGAGGAGCGACUGGUGCUCGUUGUUCUUUCUGAGAUUUCCGUGUACCACAUCAGUAACGUCUUGAGAAAAGUGGCGUCCAUUGCGCCGCUCGUCAGUUUUCUGCCGCUCGCCAACAGGAUAUGCAUUGAGAUGAAAGAUCCAAGCAGCGUAACACUAGUGCAGGAGAGGAUUUCACAAGCGCCUUACCCUAAGGAGUGGGAAAACAUUCGAUGCGUUGAAACCGUGAAGAGUCUGAAACGGCGUCUCAACGAAUGCGCAGAGAUCACGCUCAACCUUGAACUGGACAACAAAGACAUCUGGACUGGGACUGGAAAAAGGGAAGCUGAUGCUGAUGUCUCUGGUGAAAAGAGGCAACCUGAUGCACAACAACCUGCAGAGCAUCCUGACGUGGUCUCGACAGGGAAAGAAGAUGUAGCCUCAGAAACAAAAACACCACUGACCUCUAAGGAGAACCUGUCUGAAACAGAGGUUAGGGCAGAAGAAAAGUCAGGAGCAACUCAAGCAGAGGACAGAAAUGUGCCACCCAGGUCUACAGUUUCAGAAAAAGAAGUCUGUGUCUCUGGAAAAGUUGAAGAAUCUGUGGAUGAGGCUACAGAUACGGGAAGUAAAGCAGCGCCUGAACAGAAGAAACAGGCAGAAAUGGUUAAAGAUGAUGUUCAGCCAGAGUGUAGCACAGAUGCUAAAUCAUCAGAGCUGAAGGAAACAGCUUUGAUACAGAAUUCUACUGAAGCCAAAGAAGAAGUUAAACCUGAAACUGGACCACAUAAACCUGUGACGUCUUUAGCGCAAGGACCACAGACUACGACCCAGGAAGCCCCAGUUAAAACCCAAGCAGAGGCCCAGGAGAGCAGAAAGCCAAACCCAGGCCCUUCUUUGCCAGAAGCAGAGCAGAAAACCAAAGCAGUGAAUCCCGAUCAGCAGCAGACAUCAGGAACAUCAGCUUUUCUGGGGAGAUCAGCAUCUAAGGCGGACGGAGGUUUGUCUCUGACAAAACCAGUUAGUGCGUUUGACAAAACUGCAGCCACGUGUUUAACUGCUGGAGAAAAGAUGGAAAUCUUCCUGAACGCAACGACGGCAUUCAAACGGGUCUCUGAGGCUGUGUCUUCAUCAAAAUUUCUUUGUGUCAAUGCGACUCUGGUUAUAUCCAACCUACCGGAGUUUAGAGACGGCUGCUACACGGAGGCCGACGUCAUCAGUUUGCUCCAAAACUCUGGUGUUGGUUGUGAAGAUGAAAAAGUCUUCAUCGUUCCUCAGUCUCGAACAGCUUUUGUAUUUUCUCCAAAUAUGAAAGAAGUGCAGAAGUUUCUUUUGGCCAAAAAGAGCGUCUUCCUCAAAGGGUCAAAGCUCAGCUUCUGUGUCAUAGAAAACCCUAAACCCCCAAAUAUUGUUGAGGUUUAUAAAUUCUUAGUGAGUUUCACCACAAUCAGAAAUAUGGAUCCUAAAAGAGUAGUUUACAUCCAGAACAUCUCAGGAACUGAUGCCAAAGAGCUCAGAGAGGAGUUAAAAAAGAUUGGGAGUGUGAUAAAUUACCUGCCUCUGCUGAACAAGGUUUUUGUGGAGUUUCAAACGUAUUUUGACUGUGAUCGGUUUGGAGUGUAUCACAGCUUCCCGAAGCAUGGGCGUCCUUUCUCCCUUUACAGGCUGGAUGGAUCCACUUUAAGAGCCAAAGCACCUAGAAUGCCAGCCCUGCGUUUUCCUGACUUAGCUGUGAUUAAGGACAGGGCAGUCAUUCCUAAGGGCUGCAGAGCACCAUUGUGGGUUACUAUGACAACUAGACCCUUCUUGUUCCCCACUGCAACUCCUUGGUUCAUCAUCCCAGCUUACUGGCAACAGCUUGCAGGGGACACGAUAAAGAAAUGCAAGCUGGAAGGUCUCAUUCACCCUACAGUCAUGUUGUCGGGUUUACCAAAUGAAACCUACACACACCAGGACGUGGCAGCGCUGGUGUUUAAGUAUUUUCCAGAGCAGAAUCUUCCCACACUCCACUACAAUGUGAUGGUUUUACCUCUGCAGAAGAGGGCCUUCGUGUGUUUCAGCAGCUGGGACGCUCUCUCCAGGUUUUUUCAAGAUCACCCCAUUUACCCAGUGGUCUUAAAAGGAUCCCAUUCCUUUGCCUAUUUGGUGAAGGAGAAUAUCUCUCCUGCACACGAUGAGGUAUCCUUGUUCAAAACUCUGAUGAAAUGGAGCAACGCUGUAAUUUCAGACCUGUGGGGUUUGGAGGAGCGGCUCCUGUGUGUGGAGGUGUCCAGGAUGGACCAGGAUAUAGCCAUGAUGGUCAUGGAUGAGGUGGCGAACAUGGCUGCUUUUAACAACUUCCUGCCUCUCGCCGACAGGAUUUACAUCGAGAUGACGACACCAAGUGAAAUGGCAAAGGUUGUAGAGAACCUGUUGCGGCCAGAAUUAUGUGAAAAGUAUAAAGAUUGGGAGCAAGUAAGACGCAUUGAGUCAGUAAAGAGCAGAGAACGGCGCCUAAAGGACUGUGAAGAUGGGGCUCUUACCCAGCUGAACAAUACUGUGAUGAAUGAAGGUCAAAAGAGCAUCCCAGUACACCCAGAACUGGACAGAGUGGGUACCAACACUGAACCCACUGCCAUGACGAAGGCAGAACAGUCUUCUGAUAGGAAGGCAACAAAAACCGGAACCCCUGAUUCUGCUAAGUCUAUUUCCUCUGCUGAGACCGCAGCAUCCAUGUUUUCUGCAGGACAGGGUGGUGCAGCGAUACAGGAGAGACGUGAAGCUGAGAAAACAACUAGUUCCACCAAUUUAUCUGCUGUGACGACAAAUGAAAAAGAAGAGUCAACAAAGUUCAGCCCCAUGCAGACCAGUUUAAUUCAGCCUCUGGGAGAAAAGCCAGACCUCCCUAAAAUCGACAUCAACAGUUUUAAUGUAAUCAAAGCUCUAGUUGUUCAGUUCCGAAAGCAACAGGGAAGCUCCACAGAAACUCAGCAGAAUAAAGAGAAAAGCAAGGAGCAGAGAUCAAGCUCAGAGGUGCCACCUGAAGAUAACGGGACCUCAGCAGGUUCCUCUGGAAACUACAAAAGCUCACCCUCUUCAUCAACCCCAUCCAAAUCCCCCCAAGUUAGAUUUCCACUUGAUGCCACAUGUUCCCCCAAACUCUUUUCCCUUGACAGAGACUACAGAACCCUUUCCUCCUCAUCAUCAGACUCAGCUAAAACUCAGGGAGCUCUGUCUUCAUCUACGGGUCAGCAAACCCCUUCAUCUUCAGGAGGUGUGAAGAUCUGUCCAGAAACUUAUCAGGCACAGAAGCACAUUGCAAGAUCCAAAGAAAGUGCAAAGGGCAAACCUGGCUUUAAAGUCUCUGCAGAGACAAAAGCUGUAAAAAUAGAUGAGUUAAGUUUGCAAAACUCCACUAAAAUGGAACAAUCUGCACAUGGAGAGACCUUGGCGCUGACCAGUCAGAGCCAGAGUCCAGAGACGGAUGUUCCAGAGAAAACGCUGAGAGAGGAAGCAGUCAAGACCAAAGAAAAAGAUGAUGGCCAGAGAACGGGGGAGAGGCAAGGUGAGGAGAAUCAUCCCAAUGAUUCCCUUUGUGAGAAAACCGAUCAAGAAGCGGAGAAAGAAAAGAAGCAGGAUAUUGGUUUCGAUGCUAGCACAGCCGAGAUGUGCCAAAAAUCAGAUCAGGGAGAACUUGAGGCCAAAACUUGCACUGAAACUGAGUCAGGUGCUCCUGUUCAAGAAAAGGAGAGCGUCACCGAUGAAGUGUCUGUGAGGGAAGGAGAGCAUCCAGUCAAAGAUGAAGGUUUGACAAUAAAACCAGAUGUGAAAAUCGUCCCUGAAGAAAAGGAGAAUCCAUCAGUAAAACAAGACAGUUCAGAUCAACCGUCUGAGACUCCAACAGAGGACAGCAGGGCAGAGACAGAGGAUACCGUUCAAGAGGAGUCCAUCACUGAACGGUCUGAUAGAUCUACCAAAGAAUCAAACAAAGAUAAAAUAACACAAGACAAAGCAGCGGCUAAUGCACCAACCAUCACCUCAGGAUCUCCUAGAGGACGAAGGAAAAAAACUUUAGAUGAGGGAAAAGAAGUCAAGACGCCACCAAGGACGAGGAACGCUGCUGCCAAAGAAACGCCUCCUAAAAACGUCCCAUCGAAAGCCUGCGAGCAGAAAUCCUCAGGAACCUCUGGAGACGUUACCUUCAAAGAGACUAAAGAGGAGGAACAGGAAGCUCCAGCGAUCAGGACCAGAGCUCAAGCCAAGAAGACGGUGGAACUGACUCCAGUGAGGAAAUCAACCAGAGGGAUGAAGUCAGAAUGUCUGGGUGGAGAGAAAAAGGAAGAAUGCAUGAAGGGAAACAAAGCUCCUAGCAAACGGAAAGCGGAGCUUUCAGGACCUGAACCAAAAAGAUCUGCCAGUGCUGACAUCAAACUGCCACCAUUUGACCCUAAAACCCCACUAGGUAAGGAGUUUGUGAGCCGUAAGUGGGGGUAUUUCUGCACGCUGUGCUCCGUUCCCUUUCUGAAUGAGGGAACCAAAGAGGACCAGCACUGCCAAACCCAAAUGCACUACGACAACUUACAGAAAUAUUACCAGACGACUAUGAAGCUGAAAUCUUCAAAAACAUCUAAAAAUAACUGAGUGGAAACCCUGUUUAACUGAUCCAAGUAUUUUUUUUAUUUUUUGUUAUAAUGAACAGCUUUAGUAAUUUUUGUGCGCUGUUAAUAAGAUCAUCAAUAGAACAAAUAUGUUUCUAGGUUAACAGUUUAUCCAGUAUUUUCAUUUUUCUAUGAAAACUUGUGCUUUGUAUGAUCACUUUUAUUCUAAAAUGUUUUUGUAUAUUGUGCAAUAAUUUUCCAAGCGAGGGGCACAUGUUUAUUAAGGCUGUUUACUGUAGAUUAUUAGUUUGAAGUUAAAAUUAUGAUGUCUCUGACAGUAUUGCCAAUACUCUGUAAGCGCAAAAUAAAACAUGUCACUUUUCUUUAUGAAUAUUAAAAGUUUCAAGAUUGUUUAAGUGUUUGUGUACAAUCACAUAAAAUAUAACAAAUGUUUAUGUGGGAAGCUUAUUUUCUAUUAGGUAUUUUAACUCGUGCAGUUUGAAUUUAAUGUUUCGCCAUUUUAUUAAUGAGUAGAGAUACCAUGGUUCA
Cyprinodon variegatus (sheepshead minnow) is the source of this 13690-nucleotide messenger RNA. RefSeq lists its product as uncharacterized. The transcript is spliced from 65 exons. The record is from RefSeq and is a predicted model, not a curated record. Gene Ontology annotation, molecular function: nucleic acid binding; zinc ion binding. Bases 297 to 13184 code for a protein of 4295 amino acids. NCBI's taxonomy places the organism in Eukaryota, Metazoa, Chordata, Actinopteri, Cyprinodontiformes, Cyprinodontidae.